Molecule: messenger RNA, 654 nt
Organism: Dioszegia hungarica
Lineage: Eukaryota; Fungi; Basidiomycota; Tremellomycetes; Tremellales; Bulleribasidiaceae
Exons: 1
Coding region: 1-654 (217 amino acids)
Source: RefSeq, a predicted model, not a curated record
AUGUCUGUUGCCUCCACUGAUACUUCUGUCAAGAAGGCGCCUGUUCCUCCUUACCCCCUUGCGCAGAACAUCCUUGUGGAUUGGGCUAACGAGUCCUUCCCCGAGGCCUCGACUCUGACAGCCAAGCCGACAUUCAUCGACGACAUCAGAAAGCAUUUGGCGGCUAUUCGAGGCCGGCCUUUCAGUGACAAUACCGUCACCACGGAGCAGAAAAAGUCGUUCCUUCAGUCCGAGCGAGGACGGUAUCUGAUCGACUAUCUCCAGAGUGGCAGGACUGUUGGCGCUCACGAGAAGUGCCGCGGUACGGUCGUCGCCGGUAUCUGUGCUUCCGUGGCGGGUGGUGUGUGCAACGCUGUCAUCGAUGGCGAAGAGGAGGGCCGGUCCGCGAGGGAGGUCUUGUUCCAGUCGAUCUUCAUCACACUCGAGGAGCUCCAUGAGCUCAAGUGGGCGAUCGAACCGCCCUGCAUCACGGCAUACAUUGAAGACUUUUGUGCCCGCACUGAUCUUGGCUUGACUGCUAUUACGGCUGUCUUGAAGCGGUUUGAUGGGGCGGACGGGACGGCGGGCGACGCAGGAAGAGCUGUAGAGCAGCUGCUCGAUGAGUGGUAUGGGGUCCUGUCUGACAUUCAGAGCGACGAUAGCUCAGCCAGGUGA